Lagenorhynchus albirostris (white-beaked dolphin) is the source of this 603-nucleotide messenger RNA. It is a transcript of the gene CD247, whose product is annotated as CD247 molecule. NCBI's taxonomy places the organism in Eukaryota, Metazoa, Chordata, Mammalia, Artiodactyla, Delphinidae. Bases 16 to 519 code for a protein of 167 amino acids. Gene Ontology annotation, cellular component: membrane. Gene Ontology annotation, biological process: cell surface receptor signaling pathway. Gene Ontology annotation, molecular function: transmembrane signaling receptor activity. The transcript has 8 exons. The record is from RefSeq and is a predicted model, not a curated record.
CUGGGGAAGGACAAGAUGAAGUGGAUGGCGCUUGUUACGGUGGCCACCCUGCAGGCACACUUCCCAGCUACAGCGGCACAGAGCUUCGGCCUGCUCGAUCCUAAACUAUGCUACCUGUUGGAUGGGAUCCUCUUCAUCUAUGGUGUCAUUGUCACUGCCCUGUUCCUGAGAGCGAAGUUCAGCAGGAGUGCCGACGUCCCCGCCUACCAGCAGGGCCAGAACCAGGUCUAUAAUGAGCUUAAUCUAGGACGAAGAGAGGAGUAUGACGUCUUGGAUAGGAGAGGGGGCCUGGACCCUGAGAUGGGGGGGAAACCGAGGAAGAAGAAUAAGAAUCCCCAUGAAGUCGUGUACAAUGAGCUGCGAAAAGACAAGCUGGCGGAGGCCUACAGUGAGAUCGGGAUGAAGGGCGAGAACCAGCGGCGAAGAGGCAAGGGACAUGAUGGCCUUUACCAGGGACUCAGCACGGCCACCAAGGACACCUAUGCUGCCCUCCGCAUGCAGGACCUGCCCCCUCGCUAACAGCACCUGGAAUUUCACCACUCACAGGCCAGACCUGCAGAUGCCCAGAUUGUUAAAGACACAGGAUAAAGUAUUUACAAACCA